GUUGAUAUCACCCGAGCCGCAGGGCAAGCUGGGAAAGGUAGCUCGGCCCAGUCCGGCUGCUGGACUACAAAUCCCAGCAUACUCCUGGAGGAGCGGGCGAGGCGGCAGCCGUGGCCUCCACGGCCUCGAAGGAGAUUUGUGGGGUGGCGCGUAUGUGGGGACUCGGCAAUUUAAACACAUCCCGUGAAGAAACUGCCAACGACUAAGUUCCCCCCCUGCUGUAUGUUCCACCCUUCUGGAGCCAUCUUAUUUGCGGCCUGGCCUCCUGGCACAAGGGAUUCUGGAGGUUGUGGUUUCCGAACGGAUCGAGACUGACACCUGGAGGACGCGGCUUAACCGCUUAGCCCCUAGCGGGUCCUGUGGGUUUCCCGACGUCUCCUGGGCUGAAAUGGAAGCGAGAAGUGAUCGGGAACAUUGUGCUGGCAGUUGGAUCCGGCUGCACCGAGCUCCAGCCUUAAAAUAAGUAAAACCGAUGCCCUUCCGCCCCUAACCUCAAAAGCUGCUUUUGCGUCUAGAUGUUAUUGAGAGCCGGCUCUGCGGUCAGCUCUGAGCUAGGCGCUGUGAGAACGCUCAGUAAGACAGUGUCUCGUCUGGAAAUGUACAGGCGAGAUUCAAACCGAGAAACUGCCAAAGGUUGUGUGCAGGGCAGAUCCUAGGAUACCGGAGACCCAGCCCGUUGGCUUGACCUCAAAACUCGGGGGCUUUUCGGCCCAUGCUGUCCCUUAAUUCCUCCUCCUUUGCUGACGCUGUGGGUGCGCAUCAAAGCCUAAACUUCACUAGCUCCCUUGCACACAAGAACACUAACCCUAACCUGACCAGUUAUUUAUUUUUCACUUCAAGAUUCUUCCACUGAUACUUAUGUUUCCCUGAUACCGUCCAAGUGCUGAGGGCGGGGAUGGACUGUGUGAUUUGCAUCUACCAAAUGCAGAAAAUUUGGAAGUUCACAGCCUCUUAGUUGGAUGCCCCUGUGUCACAGAACACAUUUUGGCUAUGGGGUGUGAUCUGUGUCUGAGGAACAACAAGAAGCUACACGUCAUCCACACAGGAGCCAAAUCUGGAACUCUGGUCUCAGUUCUUCAGGACUAUUUGAGCGAAUAAUCACUCAACACUGGAGUAAAGGAUGUCCUGCUAGAAGUCUUAUUCUGACUCCUAAAACCACGCUACCGAAAGUGCUGAUCCACAAACCAGUGCCAGUGCUUGAACUUUGUUACUGGUCCACAGUUAGGACACACCCAGAUCCCUUUAUUCCAGAACACAUAACUUAAAGUCACACUUUCCUGAGAUCAGAGCAGAGGAUGGCAGAGAACCAAAGUCACGAGUGUGUGAAACAACGGAGAGGAGCGGCACUGUGCGGCCUGGAGCUCAAGACACUUGCAUGAGCGGUGACGGCUGUCAGUUCUUUUGGGAGAGGAGCCCAGUCUUCAUACCUCAGUGACUAACUUAAAAGACACUUGAUGUUUAUUAAGUGAUGUCAGAGACCAACUAAUCCAGUUCCUCUAAGUAGAUGAAACUGAGGCCCAAAGGAUUUCCAUAAAUUCAGUAAUUCCACAAGUAUAUACUGAGUAUUUACAAUGUGCCUAGCGCUAGUGAUUGAAUGGAAGCAACGAAGUGGAGGAGAAACCAGGCUGGGGAGAGCUGGCAUCCCCUUGGGAGAAGCCUUUCCAACAAUGGACUGAAAGCGUCCCCUCAGUGAUUCCUGUGUGCACCCAGGGUUGAGAACUACUGCAUAAGAGGUCCUAGAAGAUAUCUGGUAUGGCCAGAGUACAGAGGGACCGGAGAAGAACUUCUGCUUGGGUGGCUGAACUCUGAUCUUGACCUAGAGUCAUGGCCAUGGCAACCAAAGGAGGUACUGUCAAAGCUGCUUCAGGAUUCAAUGCCGUGGAAGAUGCCCAGACCCUGAGGAAGGCCAUGAAAGGGCUCGGCACCGAUGAAGACGCCAUUAUUAGCGUCCUUGCCUACCGCAACACCGCCCAGCGCCAGGAGAUCAGGACAGCCUACAAGAGCACCAUCGGCAGGGACUUGAUAGACGACCUGAAGUCAGAACUGAGUGGCAACUUCGAGCAGGUGAUUGUGGGGAUGAUGACGCCCACGGUGCUGUAUGAUGUGCAGGAGCUGCGAAGGGCCAUGAAGGGAGCCGGCACUGAUGAGGGCUGCCUAAUUGAGAUCCUGGCCUCCCGGACCCCUGAGGAGAUCCGGCGCAUAAGCCAAACCUACCAGCAGCAAUAUGGACGGAGCCUUGAAGAUGACAUUCGCUCUGACACAUCGUUCAUGUUCCAGCGAGUGCUGGUGUCUCUGUCAGCUGGUGGGAGGGAUGAAGGAAAUUAUCUGGACGAUGCUCUCGUGAGACAGGAUGCCCAGGACCUGUAUGAGGCUGGACAGAAGAAAUGGGGGACAGAUGAGGUGAAAUUUCUAACUGUUCUCUGUUCCCGGAACCGAAAUCACCUGUUGCAUGUGUUUGAUGAAUACAAAAGGAUAUCACAGAAGGAUAUUGAACAGAGUAUUAAAUCUGAAACAUCUGGUAGCUUUGAAGAUGCUCUGCUGGCUAUAGUAAAGUGCAUGAGGAACAAAUCUGCAUAUUUUGCUGAAAAGCUCUAUAAAUCAAUGAAGGGCUUGGGCACCGAUGAUAACACCCUCAUCAGAGUGAUGGUUUCUCGAGCAGAAAUUGACAUGUUGGAUAUCCGGGCACACUUCAAGAGACUCUAUGGAAAGUCUCUGUACUCGUUCAUCAAGGGUGACACAUCUGGAGACUACAGGAAAGUACUGCUUGUUCUCUGUGGAGGAGAUGAUUAAAAUAAAAAUCCCAGAAGGACAGGAGGAUUCUCAACACUUUGAAUUUUUUUAACUUCAUUUUUCUACACUGCUAUUAUCAUUAUCUCAGAAUGCCUAUUUCCAAUUAAAACGCCUACAGCUGCCUCCUAGGAUAUAGACUGUCUGUAUUAUUAUUCACCUAUAAUUAGUCAUUAUGAUGCUUUAAAGCUGUACUUGCAUUUCAAAGCUUAUAAGAUAUAAAUGGAGAUUUUAAAGUAGAAAUAAAUAUGUAUUCCAUGUUUUUAAAAGAUUACUUUCUACUUUGUGUUUCACAGACAUUGAAUAUAUUAAAUUAUUCCAUAUUUUCUUUUCAGUGAAAAAUUUUUUAAAUGGAAGACUGUUCUAAAAUCACUUUUUUCCCUAAUCCAAUUUUUAGAGUGGCUAGUAGUUUCUUCAUUUGAAAUUGUAAGCAUCCGGUCAGUAAGAAUGCCCAUCCAGUUUUCUAUAUUUCAUAGUCAAAGCCUUGAAAGCAUCUACAAAUCUCUUUUUUUAGGUUUUGUCCAUAGCAUUAGUUGAUCCUUACUAAGUUUUUCAUGGGAGACUUCCUUCACCACAUCUUAUGUUGAAAUCACUUUCCGUAGUCAAAGUAUACCAAAACCAAUUUAUCUGAACUAAAUUCUAAAGUAUGGUUAUACAAACCAUAUACAUCUGGUUACCAAACAUAAAUGCUGAACAUUCCAUAUUAUUAUAGUUAAUGUCUUAAUCCAGCUUGCAAGUGAAUGGAAAAAAAAAUAAGCUUCAAACUAGGUAUUCUGGGAAUGAUGUAAUGCUCUGAAUUUAGUAUGAUAUAAAGAAAACUUUUUUGUGCUAAAAAUACUUUUUAAAAUCUUUUUCAAUUUUGUUGAUUGUAGUAAUUUCUAUUUGCACUGUGCCUUUCAACUCUAGAAACAUUCUGAAGAUGUACUUGGAUUUAAUUAAAAAGUUCACUUUGUAA
This is a messenger RNA of Pan troglodytes (chimpanzee), 3742 nucleotides long. RefSeq names its product annexin A4 (gene ANXA4). Lineage: Eukaryota; Metazoa; Chordata; Mammalia; Primates; Hominidae. Gene Ontology annotation, cellular component: plasma membrane; cytoplasm; nucleus. The record is from RefSeq and is a predicted model, not a curated record. Gene Ontology annotation, molecular function: calcium ion binding; calcium-dependent phospholipid binding; phosphatidylserine binding. The transcript has 18 exons. Gene Ontology annotation, biological process: negative regulation of coagulation. The coding region runs from base 1825 to 2790 and encodes 321 amino acids.